Molecule: messenger RNA, 1557 nt
Organism: Peronospora farinosa
Lineage: Eukaryota; Oomycota; Peronosporomycetes; Peronosporales; Peronosporaceae
Source: the annotation of a GenBank genome assembly
AUGCCUCGCAAGGAUGUACGUCGGGAUGCGGUGGUGUCGGAUAAAUGUUUUCGUCUUUUGUACUUGAAGCAAGAGAUACAAACUGACAUGAAAGUUUUGAAACCUGUUAUUGAUGAAGUCAACGUGCUACGUUUAUGCCACUCGCUAGGCAUGACCCUUUCUAGCGAAGGUGAUCCAGAUUCCAUGCAUAAGUUCGAGUUCGGCCUUUUCAAUUCUGAUGAUUAUGAUACCGACUUUGCGCGUUUCAUUCGUGAAAAUGUGCUCGUUGGAAAUUCCUGCAAGGAGCAAAAGAAAGAGCAAGAAGACAAUGAAAUACUUGAGAUCGGUUGCUUAUUUGGCAAGCAAUUGGAGGUAAAGAAUGAGCUUACUCGAAUGGAAUUCUGGGAUAGCGGAUGCGAAGAAGGACUAUCUCUUAAAGACCAGGGCGUCUUUUGCAUGAAGGGUAGCGCAGAUCGUCGCCAGGUUGUCGUUUUCGCGUGGCUGGGCCCUAGCUUAUUUGGACCAAAUGCCUUUCGAGAUACUCCAGCGUACGUGCUUCGGUUCUUACUUACUCUGAGCUUCAACAUCACGUGCUGUUUAUCACAGGAAGAUCUUCGAUGCAUUAAAAGUGAGGUGGAUGCUAUGUCUGCUAGUUCGUCCAUGCGGUGGAAUUCGUGCUCAGUUGCUUUUCGAGUUCAAAAGCAAGUGAAGCAGGAAGACAGUAUUACUUAUGAUGUAGUCACGAAGAUGUCGAUCCCAAAGUUUAGUCGCAUCAAAUCUGUUUGGUUUGUAGAUGGAGUCAUUCCGUCCGUAGCUGUCGAAAAUUGGGCCCCAUCAGCAACCGAGUGGAUUACGCAGCACGACGUGGUGUCUUGUGGCAGCUUCGCGCAGUGGCUGUGGGAGAAACAUGAGGAAUACCUUAUUGAGCUCAAACCUAUUCAGCUUCAUUCGACGAACGCAUAUGACAACGUGCUUCGAAGGUUUGAUAAAUUUCCAGACGAAGAGAUGUGCGCUUUACGAGGCAAAUACAGGGACGAACGCGCGAUAGCCGAGCAAAAACUUUGUCUUGAAGCUUUUGAGUACGCGAGCACAAUCUUUGACGAUGCAGUUCGGAACGCCGACGUGUUGUUUGCUGUUAGAUGCUUUGCAAACACAUCAGAAAUGGAUUUGGUCCAAAGAAGAUACGCGAGCUUUCUCCAGCGAUGUGAAAGGUUUGGAGAAUGCGGGAGAUAUCAGACGUACAAGAUGCUCUAUCUGCCUGAAAGUAUUCAAAUGAACAUGGAGUUAUUGUACGCCACUUACCGGCGUCACCCAUCAGCGUUUGAGAAGCUGCUGAACAUAAUUGUGGCUGGAGACCAGAUUGACGCAGAUGAUAGAAACAAUAAUUGGUUACUGGAAAUAAUGCACGAUGUAGCGCAUGGAGUUAUCGGAUGGCUGUUCAUCAAAUCGUGUCCGAAAUGCAAGAUGCAGAAUAUAAUCGAAACGUGCAACAAUUUGCUAAGGACCAUAAAAUUGCGUUUGAUCUGGAUGAAAAAGAAACUAAGAAAUGUGCUUUUGGCCGGCUUCGUAAAUACCUGA